Messenger RNA from Myxocyprinus asiaticus (Chinese sucker), 5159 nucleotides. RefSeq names its product zinc finger protein 664-like. The record is from RefSeq and is a predicted model, not a curated record. The coding region runs from base 4 to 1242 and encodes 412 amino acids. Lineage: Eukaryota; Metazoa; Chordata; Actinopteri; Cypriniformes; Catostomidae. Gene Ontology annotation, biological process: regulation of transcription by RNA polymerase II. Gene Ontology annotation, molecular function: DNA-binding transcription factor activity; RNA polymerase II cis-regulatory region sequence-specific DNA binding. The transcript has 2 exons.
CAGAUGCUGCAGACACCAGUGAAGAUGUGUUCAGUGAAGCUGCUGGACUGCAGGAAUUUGAUGAAGAUGAGCAGAGAAACCACAACAGAGGAACAAGAGAGUGAUGAAAAUGAUGAUGAUGAAACCACAGAAGAGGAACAACAGAGUGAUGAAGAUGAUUUCACACAUUCAGAGCUGAUUAAAGUGCAAGAGGGACCUCAAGAACUGAAUGAAGUGGAGGAGAAACAUCAUGAGUUCACAACUGGAGAAAUAGCUUUGAGUGGCUCAAAGACAAAGAAGAAUUUAUCUACAAAAAAGCUUAAAAGAAGUGCAGCCAAAAAUACUUUCACCUGCUCUCAGUGUGGAAAGAGUUUCACACAUAAAAGCAAUCUUAAUGUACACAUGAGAAUUCACACUGGAGAGAAGCCUUACACAUGCAAUCAGUGUGGAAAAAGUUUCACAUAUGCACAGAAUCUCAAACAUCAUCUCCGCUGUCAUUCUGGAGAAAAGCUAUUUCAAUGUGAUAAGUGUGGUAAAACAUUUGUUUUGAAUGUAGUCCUAAAAGAGCAUCUGAAAACUCACACAAAUGAGAAGCCUAACAAGUGUUCUUUUUGUGGAAAAAGAUUUUCAUGUCUGUCCUAUUGUAAAGAACACCAGAAAAUACAUACUGGUGCUGGGGUUCAUAUGUGCUUUGAAUGUGGAAAGAUCUUUACUACAGCCAGCUACUUGAAACAGCACCGAAGAAUUCAUACUGGAGAAAAACCUUACAAGUGCUCACACUGUGAAAAGAGUUUCAUUAAGUCAGACAACUGGAAAACACACGAGAGAAUCCAUACUGGAGAAAAACCUUACAAGUGCUCACACUGUGAAAAGAGUUUCAAUCAGUCAAACAACUGGAAAACACACGAGAGAAUCCAUACUGGAGAAAAACCUUACAAGUGCUCACACUGUGGAAAGAGUUUCACUGCGUUACAAAGCUUGAAAACACAUGAGAGAAUUCAUACUGGAGAUAAACCUUACAAGUGUUCACACUGCGGAAAGAGUUUCAGUCAGUCAGACAACUGGAAAACACAUGAGAGGAUUCAUACUGGAGAGAAACCUUACAAAUGCUCACACUGUGGAAAGAGUUUUACUGCAAUACAAAGCUUGAAAACACACGAGAGAAUUCAUACUGGAGAAAAACCUUACAAGUGCUCACACUGUGGAAGGAGUUUCACUGUGUUAAAAAGCUUGAAAAUACACAAGAGAAUUCAUACUGUAUAGAUACCAUACCACUGCUCUUCAUGUGGGAAAAGUUUCAGUGCAGCAAGUAAUAUGCAUAUGUGAAAAAGUUUUGCCCAAGUAGUCAGUGAGAACAGAAAGAAAAUAUAAAGGAAAUAGUUUGAAAUUCAGAUAAACCCAAAGAUGGAAUUUCUCCAAUAAGGAUUGCAUCAUCUAAAGCCCUAUUUGGACAGGGCUAGUUUUCCUUGAGUAGGUUUGGGAAGUUUGUUUCAUAGAGGUACUUUGUGAUUUUAAUCCCAUCUGAAUCGGACAAGUCUCACUGUUAAUUCUAACGCUCAAAAUAAAAAAUUGUUUUGAGUAGGGAAAAAUUAAAUCAUCCAAAUUAGUUCAAAUAAAUCAACCAUAAUGUGUAUUUAAAACUUUCUAUUUGUUUUGAGUUCACGAAACUGACACAUUUUAAGUAACCUGAAUUGCUUUAGUGUUUUGAGUUUGUUGAACUUGUAAAUUUACAAUAAUUUAAAUUUAUUUGAAACUGGGCAGGGGAUUUAUAUUUCCUCAGCAUGUUUUGUAUGUCACUCAAAAGGGAGAGUAAAUGUUAAAUUUAGGUGUUACAGUGCAUCCGGAAAGUAUUCACAGCGCUUCACUUUUUCCACAUUUUAUGUUACAUUCUUAUUCCAAAAUGGAUUAAAUUCAUUAUUUUCCUCAAUAUUCUACAAACAAUACCCCAUAAUGACAACAUGAAAGAAGUUUGUUUGAAAUCUUUGCAAAUUUAUUAAAAAUAAAAAAACGAAAAAAAUCACAUGUACAUAAGUAUUCACAGCCUUUGCCAUGACACUCAAAAUUGAGCUCAGGUGCAUCCUGUUUCCACUGAUCAUCCUUGAGAUGUUUCUACAACUUGAUUGGAGUCCACCUGUGGUAAAUUCAGUUGAUUGGACAUGAUUUGGAAAGGCACACACCUGUUUAUAUAAGGUCCCACAGUUAAAAGUGCAUGUCAGAGCACAAACCAAGCCAUGAAGUCCAAGGAAUUGUCUGUAGACCUCCGAGACAGGAUUGUAUCGAGGCACAGAUCUGGGGAAGGGUACAGAAAAAUUUCUGCAGCAUUGAAGGUCCCAAUGAGCACAGUGGCCUCCACCAUCCGUAAAUGGAAGAAGUUUGGAACCACCAGGACUCUUCCUAGAGCUGGCCACCUGGCCAAACUGAGCGAUCGGGGGAGAAGGGCCUUAGUCAGGGAGGUGACCAAGAACCCGAUGGUCACUCUGACAGAGCUCCAGCAUUUCUUUGUGGAGAGAGGAGAACCUUCCAGAAGAACAACCAUCUCUGCAGCACUCCACCAAUCAGGCCUGUAUGGUAGAGUGGCCAGAUGGAAACCACUUCUCAAUAAAAGGCACAUGACAGCCCGCCUGGAGUUUGCCAAAAGGCACCUGAAGGACUCUCAGACCAUGAGAAACAAAGUUUGAACUCUUUGGCCUGAAUGGCAAGUGUCAUGUCUGGAGGAAACCAGGCACCACUCAUCACCUGGCCAAUACCAUCCCUACAGUGAAGCAUGGUGGUGGCAGCAUCAUGCUGUGGGGAUGUUUUUCAGUGGCAGGAACUGGGAGACUAGUCAGGAUUGAGGAAAAGAUGAAUGCAGCAAUGUACAGAGACAUCCAUGAUGAAAACCUGCUCCAGAGCGCUCUGGACCUCAGACUGGGGUGACGGUUCAUCUUCCAACAGGACAACGACCCUAAGCACACAGCCAAGCUAACAAAGGAGUGGCUCCGGGACAACUCUCUGAAUGUCCUUGAGUGGCCCAGCCAGAGCCCAGACUUGAACCCGAUUGAACAUCUCUGGAGAGAUCUGAAAAUGGCUGUGCACCGACGCUCCCCAUCCAACCUGAUGGAGCUUGAGAGGUCCAGCAAAGAAGAAUGAAUCAAUCUCUCUACAAUGAUAUGUGCUUUGCCAGCCUUGGCAAUAUGCAGCGCAAUGCGAUGUGAAGCUUCAGUGGCCUUUACAGUAAAUUCAAUUCUCCAACUUUUUUUACCUUGAAAGGCUUGAAGUUUUCUUUUGAAAAACUCAGGAGGUUUUCCCGCUACCUUAGUAUGCUUGGUGUCAAGAUGUCUGUGGAGUUUAGCAGGUUGCAUGCUGUCAUUAGCUAAAAUCUUCUUAUAAACGACACAUAAAGGUCGUGGUGCAUCAACUGAUCCUGCCCAUGUAAACCCUAAACUUAAAUACUGUUCAUCGUAUCGUCGUCUUUUGGGUUUGACCCCUAAAACUGAAGGAUUCACAUUUGGUGGUCUCAGAAACUGCUCCAUUGUAAUUACAGACUAAUACUUUUUUGCCUAUUAUUUUCAGAACUGUUUAAAUAAUGUUUUAAAUAUAAUAGUUUGUCAAUGGCAUCAACCAAACAGGAGCCAUUUCUUUUUCUAUUAAUAAUGAAAAUAAUCUGAUGUUGGCAAUUGUAACAGUACCUUUAAUAAAUUCAAAUAUAAAACUGAACUUUUGAAACAAUCUGUAUUUACAUGGGUGCUACAUAAUAUAGAAUAUAGUCUAGAUAAAAACAGCUCUCAAAAUCACCAGAAUUGAUGAAUAUUACACAUUUACACUCUAGUCCAGUAUGAGGCGGAAAAGCGGGAACAGAAGGAGGCGAAUAAAAGAGUGGGGAGACAAUGGGUGUUGGAACACUGGGUUGUGACUGGUGGGGAGAUAAUGGGUAGUGAAUUAGAAUCAGGAGAAGAUCAAGAGAUGGAAGAUGAAGGGAGUGAAUAUAGGAAAAUAGGUAGCUGUAGUAAUAGCUCUUGGAUUGGGUUAGAGGAAAGAGGAAAUACUCAGGGUCGGAAGCGUGGAGUAAUUAUACCUAUAGGAAAACCAGGAAAGGACCUGUCACAACCAUCGAGUUAUAGACCUAUUGCUUUAACAUCAAAACUAUGCAAACUUAUGGAAAGAAUGUUUAUGGCUAGAUUGAGUUAUGUCAUUGAAUUAAAGGGUCUAGUAAGUAAUUAUCAAAGUGGUUUUAGAAAAGGUAGAAGCACUAUGGAUGCGAUAUUAAAUCUGGAAACAGAUAUAAGAAAAUAUGGUAAGCAAGGAGGAUUUGGUGGGAGUGUUUUUGGAUGUAGAGAAAGCAUACAAAAUGAUGUGGAAGGAGGGUCUUUUAAUCAAGAAUGAUCAAAUGCAUAUUAAAGGGAGAAUGUAUAAUUGGAUUAGGAUUUCCUAUUUAAUAGAACCAUACAAGUAAGAGUGGGAACAUCUUUAUCAAAAAUAUAUAAUAUUGAUAAUGGGACCCCUCAAGGAAGUGUAUGUAGUCCUAUCCUGUUUAAUAUAAUGAUAAAUUAUAUAUUUGAUAGUAUAGAUAUAGGAAUAGUAAAAUCAUUAUGUGCUGUUGAUGGAGCGAUCUGGAAAAGAGGUCAGAAUAAAAAAUAUGUGGUAGAAAGUAUGCAGAAGGCAAUGAAUUAAGUUGAAAGAUGGGCAAAUUAUUGGGGUUUUAAGAUGUCAGUGGAAAAAAACCCAGGUAAUAUGUUUCUCUUAAAAAAAGAAGACUCCAUCAGUCAAGAUAAAAUUGUAUGAUCAAGUUUUAGUUCAAACUCCAGUUGUUAGUGUAGGAUAUUUUUGUAAAGUUGAAUAUAAAUUAAUCAAGUAUAAUCAAUGUGAACAUAGCCAUUUUAUUCUACAAUUGUUUCUGGUGGUCAAGCAUGUAUUUUGCUGUGUGUGCCUGUGUAAGAAUGGAAUGUGAGGCACCUCACAUAUGGUGAACUAGUCUGCUGUGUUGACACUAGAGAAGACAUACGGUGAAGCCUCUCCAUGGACAUUUCAUGUACACUUCUUGAGAAACAACAAACUGAAAAUGUGAUGGAUGGUGGUGACGUGUGGAAUGUAUAAGCCACUCCUUGAUAGAUCAUAUGUAUUUAAGCGGGUGCAAACCCAGAUUCUGGAAUUGUUGCUCCUCAGGACAACUCAGCUUUUUAUCUCUGAUAAUAAAGUCUAUC